UUUCUUUUUUUUGAUAUUUUUCUUAUUUUAUUUGGAAUUGGACAACAACAGCAAAACCAUUGUAAAUGAAAGAGGUACCGAGAAUGUUGAUGUUGCAAUACAGCAAACAUGGCGAAUGUAUUCUUAAAGAAAUUGGAGCCGCAUUUCGUGGAGAACACCCCGCCGAUCUGACAAUUGUCUGCGAGAAUAAAGUUAAAUUGCAUGCUCACAAGCUGGUCUUGGCAGCGGCAAGUCCGUUAAUUAGAAAUCUUCUGGAAGAUACACAGCUUUAUGAUUGCAUGACAACAGUAUAUUUCCCGGAUGUGAAUGCAACGUAUUUUAAAUUCUUAUUGGAUUUCUUAUACUCGGGCCAGACGUGCAUAACAUCGCGAGAUGUCAACUAUUUACAUGACCUAUUGUUGUUGUUGCAAAUUAAAUCGGACAAUUGGAAGACCACGGAUACAACACCCGUGGCAACACCAAAUAGUGUGGUGGGCGGAAGUGGUGGAGGAGGAGGAAGUUCCGGUGGUGGAGGAGGCUUAGGUUUGGGCGGAGGUGGUAGUGGUGGCGGUCUCGGCAAUACCACACCUCAUCACAUUCCCCACAACCUAAAUAAUCGCAAACUAUCCGAUUCCGAUUGUGAAAGUCCCGAUUGUGAAAAAAAGCUGAAAAGUGAAAAUGGCAAUGACAUCAAAAAGAGUCCACCCUCAUCAUGUCACUCGGAAAAGAAUGCUGCCUCGGAAGAAAACCAUGACGAUGAUGAUGACAAUUUGAAUAUCGACAGUGACAGUACAGCGGAUUUAAUGAAAACCAAGGAUAACCAAGAAGAUAUGGAUAAUCUGUCGGAUGUUAAUAGCAUAGGUGGUGGUCUAAAUCCGGUCAAUCUCUCAUUGGGUAUACGCACAAAGUCCGAACACAGUAUGAAAAAUAUAUUCCGUGGCAAAAGCAGUUAUUCUCCACCGGACUAUGAGACCCUUAACAUUAUGGAAAGUGCCAAACGUAAAACUUUGUUCUCGGACUCGGCCAAGGAUUGUUUGAAACCUCUCUCGGAACAUGGCGACUUGAAUAGUUCACCGGAUAAUUAUGUUGUGACACCACAUCGAAAACGUAGACCUGGUUUCCACUCCUCGCCCAGCCACAAACCGUUCGUUUCCUAUCAACAAAAUCUGCUCGAUGAAUUCCGUUCCGCCAAAUCGGCCCUUUCACCCAUGUCCGGCUACUUACCUGAUAAAAAUAUGUUACUGCCACUGGAUGAUGGCGGGGUGAUAAAUCCGGCAGAUAUAUUACCACAAAAUCGUUUGGCCCUGGAAAAGAGUAUAACCCGACAUGACAGCAGCCCUGAAAAGACAGUACAAUUACCACCACAGUUGGUCUAUCAAUGGCAAUCUACCCACCACAACUCGAAUCUAUCAUCGUUAUCACAUCUGCAACCGGGUCUUACAUCCAUAGCGGAUAUUAAUUUAAGCCUGGACGGCUCCAGUAAUCAAAAUUCCUCCGGCAAUUGUGGUGGUGGUGGUGGCGGCGGCGGCUCAGCGGGCAGUGGCGUUGGAGGAGGUGGCGGCGGCGGUGGCAACUCACAGAAUUCGGUACGUGAAUAUCGCUGCGAAUACUGUGGCAAACAAUUCGGCAUGUCAUGGAACCUAAAGACCCAUCUGCGGGUGCACACCGGUGAGAAGCCGUUCGCCUGCCGCCUCUGCAUUGCGAUGUUCAAACAAAAGGCCCAUUUACUAAAACAUUUGUGUUCAGUUCAUAGAAAUGUCAUUACCACCAAUGGCAGCGACAAUGACACGCGAUAUUGUUGCUGCUUCUGUUCAAUGUAUUUCGAAUCAGUACAAGAGUUGGUCCGGCAUUUGUCGGGUCAUCACAACAAUUUAUUGUUAGCUAAAAAUUUACGCGAUUAGUACUUGAAUAAUAUUAAAUAUAUAACUAAAUAGAUAAGCAUAA
Molecule: messenger RNA, 1923 nt
Organism: Musca vetustissima
Lineage: Eukaryota; Metazoa; Arthropoda; Insecta; Diptera; Muscidae
Gene: ken
Product: transcription factor Ken
Exons: 3
Coding region: 66-1880 (604 amino acids)
Biological process (GO): regulation of transcription by RNA polymerase II
Cellular component (GO): nucleus
Molecular function (GO): RNA polymerase II cis-regulatory region sequence-specific DNA binding; DNA-binding transcription factor activity; protein binding
Source: RefSeq, a predicted model, not a curated record